AUGGAACAGCACAAGAAAGCGUUCCUUGGAUUAUCCAGUUUCUUGGGAAAUGAAGUCGAUCCACGCCAUGCCGACUUGUUGCUGUUUACCUGCUGCUUGAGCUCGGGUUUGGUGGACAGUACGAUAUACAAAGCGUAUAACACUUUUGUGUCGAUGCAGACCGGAAACACCAUAUUCGUGGGACUAGGAGCCUCGAAUCAAAAUCCGCGCCCAUACGGCUGGGCACGGUCGUUGACCUCGAUCGGAUGUUUUGUGAUCGGGUGCUUCCUCUUUGCACGGCUCAGUCGCAUUAUUGGCGCUCGGCGUCGUGGGUCUUUGAUGCUCUCUUUCUUCAUCCAAGCCAUUAUCAUUGUCAUCACCGCCGCUCUCGUGCAGGGAGGCGUUGUGUCGAGUGCCCUUGACGACUCAUCGCAAUCCAUCACCCGAUGGGAUCAAGAAGUGCCGAUCGUGCUGCUCAGUCUUCAGUCGGCAGGGCAGAUUGUGGCCAGCCGAGCUCUGGGCUUCAACGAGAUCCCGACCGUGGUGAUCACCAGCCUCCUUUGCGACCUGAUGUCGGAUCCCAAGUUGUUUCUUCUGCGGAAUGAGAAGCGGGACCGGCGGAUCAUCGCGUUCGUGUUGACUCUAAUCGGUGCCAUUAUCGGGGGUUGGGUCACCAAGGCCACCGGUGACAUCGCCCCGAUCCUCUGGCUGUCCGCCGGAACCAAGUUUAUCGUGGCAUUCGCCUGGGGAUUUUGGAAAACAAAGGCAUGA
Messenger RNA from Penicillium subrubescens, 750 nucleotides. Its product is annotated as YoaK family protein. The coding region runs from base 1 to 750 and encodes 249 amino acids. Lineage: Eukaryota; Fungi; Ascomycota; Eurotiomycetes; Eurotiales; Aspergillaceae. The record is from RefSeq and is a predicted model, not a curated record. The transcript is spliced from 3 exons.